AUGCUGGCGGAGCUGAUGCCGUCGAGGCUUCAGGCGGUUUGGUCCGCCGAGCCCCUGCGGGGUGAAAUGGGCCCGGGCUUUGCCGACACCUGCCACCGGGCCUUGCUCACAAACCACCGCCCGGAGCCGCUCUGCUCGGCGGCGCUGCUGCGGGCGGGCGCCCAGCUGCUGAGGGCGGGCGUGAGGCCCUCGAGCCGGGCCUUGCUCCGCUCGCUGGCCCAGCGCGCGGCCCUCGCACAGGCCGCAGAUGCUUUCGACGAUGAAGCGGAGGAGGAAGCCCAGGAGCGACAAGCGGCCCGGUGCGUCCUGUCAGAGCUGCUGCGCGGGCCACUGCCCAAAGACUUGCGGGAAUCAUUGCAAGAACUUGCCGCUCGCCCAACAGAUGAGGCGCUGGAGUCCGACUUGAUCGAGAGUUUGGGGCAAGUCAAAGGUCCGGCGGCCGCCAGUGAGGCCUUCAGGCGCUGUGGCGUGAAGGACGCGGGCAACGAUGCCGAGAGAAGGCUGCGCGCCUGCACCCGCCUCUGCUGGGCGAGUCUGGGCUUGGCAGAAGAGUACGUGGCGACCUUGCGAGGAGACUGCUCAGCACCAAGCCCGAGUUGCAACGCGAGGUGCUGCGGCAACUCCGGCGGAUGCUGCUAG
Effrenium voratum is the source of this 639-nucleotide messenger RNA. Lineage: Eukaryota; Dinophyceae; Suessiales; Symbiodiniaceae. The record is from the annotation of a GenBank genome assembly.